Molecule: messenger RNA, 1319 nt
Organism: Rhizopus microsporus ATCC 52813
Lineage: Eukaryota; Fungi; Mucoromycota; Mucoromycetes; Mucorales; Rhizopodaceae
Exons: 5
Coding region: 251-1273 (340 amino acids)
Biological process (GO): chromosome segregation; CENP-A containing chromatin assembly
Source: RefSeq, a predicted model, not a curated record
AGCAUUACGAAAGACCAUUUCUUUAUGGUUUGACGUUCCUGAAUUAUAUCCAAGAAAUAGGACAAGCAAAUUAGAACAUUAUACGUCAGGCACUAAAUACAAAAACAAAGUGGACAUACUACAAAGAAUUAAAGCAGUAGAUUGGGUAAUUUACACGGCAAUACGUCCAUUAUCUUUAUCUAAAACAAACCGUGUAAGAUAGACAGAGGGCCUUUAUGCUGUUCAGAUCGCACAACUAGAAAUACAUACCAUGAUGUCUAGAUCUUCAGGAAGAAAAUGGAAAUUUGUUGAAAUUGCUAAAGAAUCUGGUAAAAUAAACACACAAAUGGAUAUGACUACAAUACAGCAACAAUUAGACAACUUUUUGUCAAGCUUACAAGACUGUUAUAUUUAUGCAUGCAAGGAUAAGAACCAAGAUACGUAUUGGUUUUAUUUAAGGUUCUAUCAAUCCAUGGAUAAUGAGCCAGUAUCGACCAAACGACAACAUGGAUUUAUUGUGUAUUAUCCUGAAACAGGAUAUUUACUUGUACAUCCAGGGUGGACAAAAGAACUAAAUACAUAUGUCAUGGAGGCUAUCUUGAACGUCUUUUCAGCAGACAAACUCAUCAUUAAGACAGUGGCAGCAGCAGAAAUUGAGGAAAUAGCAAAGCAGAUCAUGAACAGAAAAUCACUUGGUGUGUUUAGUCAAUUGAGAAAUAAUCAAACGGAUGCAAACCCUUUAGACAUUAGACAAAAGAGACCUAGAGGAUUUGAAGACACUUAUACAAGGCCUGGUGAACAAAGAAGACGUAUUGUUCCUGUUGAUAUUGAAGAAAUGAAGGCUCGAUAUGAAGCAAUAAACAACCAUUUUGGUUCUGAUGCAAUCGUUAGUUAUCGAUCACUUGAUAUCAACCUGGCACUUCCCCUUCAAGUGAGUGAUAGUUUUGAAAUUAUAGAGACUGAAGAUACAGAAGAUGAAGAAGAGAAUACGAUAAAUAUUGAUAUCAACCUAAAAGGAUUUAGUGUGAUUGAAGGGCUUCGACAGAUGGUUUUGGCAGGUACAAUUCAAUCUCCACUCCCUCCCUGGUUAGAGAAUGUUGCAGCAUCAGUUUCGAGCAAGAUUUAUAUAAGCAAAGAUGGCGUGUUAAAAGAACGUUAUGAAAAUGAUAGCGAUAAUGAAAAUUAUGGAGUCGAAGAUUUAUUGGCAGAAGAAAGAGAGCAUGAAAAAGUAAGGCGUGGAAUAGGUGAUUUGAUUGCAGAAAUAGAAAGAGAACAACAAGAUACCCCUUUAUAAAUAAUGAUAAUAAUAAAAAUGAUGUUGGAGUGCUAACAGUAGCAAA